AUGGACGCCCCCCGGGGCUGGCUCAUGGUUGGUGUGCUGGCCAUGUCCUUGGCCUCUACGGUGACCCAGAACGUGUGCCGAGCGCCGGAUGGGAGGGACGGGGCUCCAGGAAAUCCUGGUCGACCCGGGCGGCCAGGCCUCAAGGGGGAGCGAGGGGAGCCAGGGGCCCCCGGCAUCCGGACAGGCAUCCGCGGUCUUAAAGGGGACCAGGGGGACCCGGGACCCCCUGGCAUCCCCGGCAACAUGGGCUUCCCAGGACCCAGCGGCCCCAUGGGUAACCCCGGCUCCCCAGGCUUGAAGGGCAUCAAGGGCAACCCGGGAGACAUCAACGCCCAGCCGCGGCCCGCCUUCUCGGCCGCGAGGCGGAACCCGCCGGCGGGCGGGGGCAACGUGGUCAUCUUCGACACGGUCAUCACCAACGAGGAGGGCCGCUACCAGAGCCACUCGGGCCGGUUCGUGUGCGCCGUGCCCGGCUACUACUACUUCACCUUCCAGGUGGUGUCCAAGUGGGACAUCUGCCUGUCCAUCAUGUCCACCCGGCGGGGCCUGACCGCCAGCUCCGUGGGCUUCUGCGACACCAACAGCCGGGGCACCUUCCAGGUGGUGUCGGGGGGCUCCGUGCUGCAGCUGCAGAACGGGGACCAGGUCUGGAUCGAGAAAGACCCCGUCAAGGGCCGCAUCUACCAGGGCCCCGAGGCCGACAGUGUCUUCAGCGGCUUCCUCAUCUUCCCCUCCUCCUGA
This is a messenger RNA of Pipistrellus nathusii (Nathusius's pipistrelle), 741 nucleotides long. Lineage: Eukaryota; Metazoa; Chordata; Mammalia; Chiroptera; Vespertilionidae. The record is from the annotation of a GenBank genome assembly.